Sceloporus undulatus (fence lizard) is the source of this 675-nucleotide messenger RNA. RefSeq names its product bolA family member 1 (gene BOLA1). NCBI's taxonomy places the organism in Eukaryota, Metazoa, Chordata, Lepidosauria, Squamata, Phrynosomatidae. Gene Ontology annotation, cellular component: mitochondrion. The record is from RefSeq and is a predicted model, not a curated record. The transcript is spliced from 3 exons. The coding region runs from base 143 to 586 and encodes 147 amino acids.
AAAGGGAAGGCAGGUUGGUAAAGGGUUUACCUGGAAGGACAGGGUUGUUGCGAGAAGAAGAAAUAGUUAACAUGUUUCCUAAACCAAAGGAAAAAUACAAGGAGGCUCUUCCUGGCGUUUAGUUCUUGCCGCUCAAUCCCCAAUGAUUUCGUCCAGCCUGCUGGCGCUCCGCCGUAGCCUUCUCCGCCCGUCCUUCGCUGCCCGCGUCUUUUCCUCACCUGCCAUGGAGAAGAAGCCUGUGGAGAUGGAGAUCCGCGCCAAACUCCAGCGAGCCUUGGAGCCAGUCCACUUGGAGGUCAUCAACGACAGCCACAUGCACGCCGUCCCCCGGGGUUCGGAGACGCACUUCCGCGUGGUGGUGGCCAGCCGCCGUUUCGAGGGCCUCUCGCUCAUCCACCGGCACCGGCUGGUCAACGACAUCCUCCAGGAAGAGCUGACCGGACCCGUCCAUGCCCUCUCCAUCCAAGCCAAGACCCCCCAGCAAUGGGAGAAGAACCCCAAAAUCAUCCAGGCCCCUGAGUGCCUUGGAGGGUCCAAGGAUGACCCGCAAAUGUCGGGCAAAGUGGAGCGAACGGGACCCAUGUAGACCCUUUACGGGUGCUGCUGGAUCCGUCUCUAAAGCCGUACCCGUACCUGCCUUGCAGGAAUAAAUUAUCCAUUUCUAAUCUCACUUUA